Molecule: messenger RNA, 2847 nt
Organism: Euleptes europaea (tarantolino)
Lineage: Eukaryota; Metazoa; Chordata; Lepidosauria; Squamata; Sphaerodactylidae
Gene: TJP3
Product: tight junction protein 3
Exons: 19
Coding region: 1-2847 (948 amino acids)
Biological process (GO): establishment of endothelial intestinal barrier; cell-cell adhesion; cell-cell junction organization
Cellular component (GO): bicellular tight junction; plasma membrane
Molecular function (GO): cell adhesion molecule binding
Source: RefSeq, a predicted model, not a curated record
AUGGAAGAAAUGGUGAUCUGGGAACAGUACACGGUGACCCUCAGCCGAGAUGCCCGGAAGGGCUUUGGCAUUGCCAUCUCGGGCGGCCGGGACCGUCCCAGCGGCAUCGAUGGAGACACCUCAAUUAUCAUCUCCGACGUAGUGCCGGGGGGACCGGCCGACGGUCGACUCCUGAACCGUGACAAGAUCGCCAUGGUGAACGGCCUCUCCAUGGAGAACGUCUCGUCGUCUUUUGCCAUACAGACCUUGAAAAGCUGCGGCAAAGUGGCCAAUAUUACAGUGAAAAGACCCAGGAAAAUCCAUCUCCCGGUCACCAGCCAACCCAAGAGCCUACCACCUUCUGGUUCGGCUUCACGAUCCGCCAACGCCGGACACUACGACUCGGAUGAGGAGUACACUUAUCAGGUGGACAAGUCCUUGCCGCCCGAUGCCGAUAGACAUCCCGGCUACAGCCGGCGCCAGGCGGAAGUGGAUCACAACCGAGGCUACGAGGGAGACUCCUCCAGCGAGCGGAGCUCUGGCCGCUACCGCGACGAGGACGACGCUCCCCGCAGGCAGCCGAUCCGGAGCAGGAGGCGAAGCCAGGAUAGUGGCCACCGGAGACGGAGCCAAGACAGCGAUUCCGACCGGCAGCCUUUCGCCAAUGGCCACAGCGGGAGCACGAGCGGGCUGGCGUUGGUGUCUGGGUUCAAGAGGUUGCCGAAGCAAGACUUUCCUAUGAAGCCCGUCCGUUCGACCCUAGUGAAGAGCAAAGAGAGUGAAGAAUACGGCUUGAAGCUCGGGAGCCAGAUUUUCAUCAGACACAUCACGGACACCGGACUGGCGGCGAAGGAUGCUACCCUGCAAGAGGGGGACCUCAUACUAAAGAUCAACGGUGUGGCCAGCGAGAACAUGUCUCUGGAGGAGACGCGGCAGCUGAUCGAGAGGUCGGAAGGGAGGCUGACCUUGCACGUCUUGCGGGAUAACCGUCAGUUUCUGGUCAACAUCCCCCAAGUGAGAGACAGCGACAGUGACAGCUCCCGGCUGGACGACAUCUCCGACCUGGACUCGGAUGGCUCGAUGCCUCCCCCAGCGGGGCGACCCCCACCGCCUCCUGGUUCUCUGCAGAGGAAUUCUUUCCUGUCAAGAAAAAAUUCCAGCAGGGAAGAGGUGGUCCCAGCGGAGGAGUUGACCAUAACCCCAGUUGUCGACCCCCAGGAAACCCCUGUGAACAACAACGAUGCCCGCUCUGGUACCCACCCUUCCCAAGGCAUCAUUGAUGGGUACAGCCCAGAUGCCAAGCUGGUGAGCUUCAUCAAGGCCAAGAGCAUCGGGUUGCGUCUUGCUGGGGGCAAUGACGUGGGCAUCUUUGUGACAGGUGUGCAGGAGGGAAGCCCAGCUGAGACCCAAGGCAUCACGGAAGGGGACCAGAUUCUCCAGGUAAAUGACAGAGUGUUCCACAACCUAACGCGAGAGGAGGCCGUGCAGUACCUCCUGGAGCUGAUGCCGGGCGAAGAGGUGGUUCUACACAUUCAGAAUAAGCAAGACAUCUACAGGAAGAUGAUCAAGUCCAACGUGGGGGAUUCCUUCUACAUCCGCACCCACUUCGACUUUGAGAAGGACGCCCCUUCCGGGCUUAGCUUCACUCGUGGCGAGGUCUUCCACGUGCUGGACACUCUGUACCGGGGUAAAAUGGGGAGCUGGCUGGCUGUGCGGAUGGGGAAGGAGCUUCAGGAGCUUGAGAAGGGCAUCAUCCCAAAUAAGAACAGAGCGGAGCAGAUUGCCAGUCUGGAGAACGUCCUGAAAGCCACGUCGAGCCCCUUCAGUUCCUCGGGGGCCCGGGCUGAGUUCUGGAAGCUACGGGGCUUGCGAGGGGCCAAGAAGAACCUACGCAAGAGCCGGGAGGACCUCUCUGCUCUCACCAAGCAAGGCCACUACCCGCCAUACGAGAGGGUCGUGCUCAAGGAAGCAACCUUUAAGCGGCCAGUGGUGGUUUUGGGACCCAUUGCUGACAUCGCCAUGCAGAAGUUGAGCACUGAGAUGCCGGAUCAGUUUGAGAUCGCCGAGAGCGUCACCAGAGAAGGAGGGUCUGCCAAAGUCAUCAAGCUGGACUCGGUGCGGCAGAUCGCAGAACAGGAGAAGCACGCCUUGCUGGACAUAACUCCCCCAGCCGUGGAGCGCCUCAACUACGUGCAGUACUUCCCGAUCGUGGUCUUCUGCGAGCCGGAGAGCCGUCAGGGGGUGAAAGCCAUGCGGCAGUGGCUGGCGCCCGACUCCAAGAAAAGCUCUCGGCGCCUCUAUGCCCAGGCCUCCAAGAUGCGCAAGCACUGGAGCCACCUCUUCACGGCCACCAUCAGCCUCGCGGGGAGUUCGAACAGCUGGUACCAGAGCCUGAAGGAUAUAAUCCGCGUGCAGCAAGGGCGGCCCAUCUGGACGACUGAAGACCAGGUGGACAUCCCGGCCGAGGAAAGCCUAGACACUUUAAGCCAACCCCCCACUGGCAAUUCCGGCUACCUCACCUGCGACAGCCGGGCCAACAGCGAUUACGAUGAAACGGACGCGGAGGGCGAGGCGUACACCGACCAGGAGCUCGACGAACCCUACGAGGAGCAGGCCCUGGCUCGCUCUUCGGAGCCCGCCGAGCAAAGCCACGAGCUGGACUUGAGCGAGCGGGUGGCCGCGGCUCUGGCGUACCCCAUCGACCGGCAUGAUGGUGACCAACAGCCCGAAGGUCAAUGGAGACAGGACUAUUCUACCAGGGAAUAUGAGCACGAAGCCCUCCGGAAGAAGUUCACGCAGGCGCACGUCUACGACUCCGAGUCGGACCAGGACUACGGUUACGACUGGGGGCCAGCCACCGACCUGUGA